CUGGCUCCCUACAGCUCACCGGUCUAUUUCAGCGAAUCAUAACGCCGUGGGCGGGGCUAAAGAUGAAACAGCGGAAGAUUCAAAACGAAGAUGGCGGCUGAAACUGAAAAGUAUCUCCAAAACAAUCACAAACUGGACAGAAGGGGGACAAACUGCAGUGUGUUUAAUAGACAGGAAAAGCCAAACUCAAGCCAGCCUGUGAUCUUUAACCCAGAUUUCUUUGUGGAGAGGCUGAGAUAUGAGUAUCCACAGGCCUUCACGGAUUUGGUACUUAGCAAUAUCACUCGACUCAUAGACCUUCCAGGGGAUGAGUUUUCCCAGCUCACAGGAGAGUCUGAGCUCAGGGUGCCCUCCGCCAGUGGAUUUCUACGUUCCUUCAACUUCCUCAAACGAAAAGACAAAGGAGUGAUUUUUGGUGCACCGUUAACUGAAGAAGGAAUAUCACAGAUCUUUCAGCUCAUUGAAUACCUGAGUAAAAACCUUCAUGUGGAGGGGUUGUUCCGUGUGCCAGGCCACAGCCUAAGACAGGCAGCCCUGAGGGAGAUGCUGAAUGCUGGGGCAGAGAUAGAUCUAGAGACAGGCGACUUCCACCCUAAUGAUGCAGCCACGUUGCUCAAAGCCUACCUGGGAGAGCUGCCAGAGCCUCUGCUCACGCACAGACACUAUCAUGCUCAUCUGAAGAUUGGAGAGCUGACUCGCUUUGAUGAUAAAGGAGAGAAGACGAAUGUGCCCGACAAGGAACGCCAGAUUGAGGCAUUUCAGCUCCUUUUCAUGCUGCUUCCACCAGCCAACCGCAGCCUGUUGAAGCUGCUGCUGGACCUGCUGUACCACACUGCUCGCAAUCAGAACAUCAACAAGAUGUCCGCUAUCAAUCUAGCCACAAUGUUUGCUCCACACAUCAUCUGGCCCAAGAAUGUGACGGCAAGUGAUCUACAAGGAAACAUCGAGAAACUGAAUAAUGGCAUAGCGUUCCUCAUCAGGCACUCUCAAAAACUGUUCAAGGCACCUGUAUAUAUCAAAGAAUAUACCCGCCUAUACUUCACAGGAUCAAAAAGUCUUCUAUCAAAGGAUGAUUUGACGCUCUGCUCUGGGACUAAUGAUGGGCCCAUGCCUGCUGUUACAGCUGCCUCCCCUUCUCCCUCCAUGAGAACAAUCAGAGGUGAGGUCAGGUCAUCUGAGACUCAAAGUUAUACUGAAUCUGCCCUCAGAGAGCUGUACCAACAGGUCAGCCACAUGCCUGAGUCUGCCAAAAAGAAGAAACUCAUCAGACAGUUUGAAAAGCAGCCUUUGCUGACACCUUCGGCUGACUCACGGACGCCAUUCAGAAGGAAACAUUGGCGUUCACGCUCUUUAGGUGGAAUUAUCAAGCACUACCCUCUAAAUCAGUAUCCAUCUACCAGUAAUGAAAAUGUGUUCAUGAAACAGCGGAAGGUGUUGGGAAGCCAAGUAUUAACAGAGAAAGAAAACAGACGGCAGAGUCCUCAACCCAGCGAUUCAGUUGAUGUCCAGGGAAAGGAAAACACCACCUUUGGAGGAGAUUAAUCAUCUUUAAAAGAAUGGUCUCUUCAAGGAAACAUCAGUCUGACUGUUAUGUCAGGGGUAUUAAAGGAUCUUAAAGGAUCUUCUUGAGGCGUAAACUGUGUAAUGUUUAGAUUGACUCAGCUGCCCACAAACUUAAGUUUAAGUCUUAAAGGUUAGUAAGACAGCAAAGAAAUCACCAGAAGUGUUUUAAGGGACAUAAAAUGGACAACAAUGAGGAUGUUACACUCUUUAUUUUACGUCAAUGCAAUUUACCAGUUUUCUUACCCAGUCUGCAGGAGUUUCAUCUUAAUUUCCUUAUUUCUUGGUCAAUGUUCUGCAGGCUGAAAGUGAUGUGUUUUUUUGUGAAUAUUUGGCUUUAUCAUUGACUGACUGAAUGUGUUUAUUUUAUUUGCAAACCUGAUUGUAUUUAUUUUUUAUUGAUCAUCUUAAUUUUUUCAAGAAUCCAGUGCAUUGGAUAUAUUGGUAAUGUGAUAUGCAGGCUGUUCUAUUUAAAGGUUAAAUUUAUUUGUAAGUUGUAUUACAUUUAGUUAGAAUCGCACGGUCAUUGCAGACCGUUGAAGACUUUUAUCUAAAAGGUGGUAGAUUCAGAAAUGUGCCUUAAAGUGAAUAUAUCUUAACUUUGUUAUGCAAUUUCUAUUAUUUUCCUUUAAGUUCCUGAUAGCUUUAAGAGUAUGCUGAAAUUUCUAUAAAGAAUUCAAGUGUCGGUGAAAUAAAGGAGUGAAGAGUUACAGAGAAUGGAGGGAGUGAAAGGCCACAGGACCAGCUCAGAAGCAUUAUACAAACAUUUUUGUUUUCACUUUAGCUCAAAUCUUGGGUUUAAACGCUGUGAUAUUUUAUACUAGAGCUACUUUGAACUAAAAUCUUUUGCAUCUUAAAUUUUAGUUUUUCUCAGGCCAGUUUUUAUCCUUAUGCAAUAUUGUAUACAAAUUGAUAGCUGUGUUUGUAUCUGUACAGUUUUAUUGUGUAUUUUUAUGUUUUUUUUUAUUUGGUUAGUUCGAGUGAAUCUGUUGUUUGCCUUCUAUUGUGGUUGCUAACCCAGGUGUUUUUUGGUAGAGCUUGAGCCGCUGCCACUUUUAAAACCUCCUUGUUGUCUUACUCUUUCAAUGCAGUUUUCAGUUCAGUGGUCACUCUGCCAAGCUGUUACCAAUACUACAUUAUGUGAUAAUCGCCGCAUGUUCAACGACUAUGUUACACUGAUGAUAUUGAUGCUACUGUGAAACUAUGCAACUCACUGUAAUUAAAAGACAACAAGCUA
This is a messenger RNA of Micropterus dolomieu (smallmouth bass), 2797 nucleotides long. RefSeq names its product rho GTPase-activating protein 19-like. Gene Ontology annotation, cellular component: cytoplasm. Gene Ontology annotation, molecular function: GTPase activator activity. Gene Ontology annotation, biological process: regulation of small GTPase mediated signal transduction; signal transduction. Bases 91 to 1542 code for a protein of 483 amino acids. NCBI's taxonomy places the organism in Eukaryota, Metazoa, Chordata, Actinopteri, Centrarchiformes, Centrarchidae. The record is from RefSeq and is a predicted model, not a curated record. The transcript is spliced from 11 exons.